Messenger RNA from Leptidea sinapis, 4433 nucleotides. RefSeq names its product sphingosine-1-phosphate lyase (gene Sply). Lineage: Eukaryota; Metazoa; Arthropoda; Insecta; Lepidoptera; Pieridae. The coding region runs from base 348 to 1985 and encodes 545 amino acids. Gene Ontology annotation, molecular function: sphinganine-1-phosphate aldolase activity; pyridoxal phosphate binding. Gene Ontology annotation, biological process: sphingolipid catabolic process; carboxylic acid metabolic process. The transcript is spliced from 11 exons. Gene Ontology annotation, cellular component: endoplasmic reticulum. The record is from RefSeq and is a predicted model, not a curated record.
CUGAUGACUGAAUACUGAUCAUUGUUGUUUUAAUGUUUUUGUGAUAACAGGAAAAUAUUAUCUAGAAAUUGUGUAAUUUAAUUAAUGUUUUUUUGAGUUGUAAUAACUGUAAAAGUAAUAGUGGAGGAAAGCAAAUAUUAUUUUUCUGUAACGAGUGCAGUGGAGCCGAUGGUUUUAUUGUAAAUUUGAUGCCGUUUUAUUGUUAUUCAGUUAUUUACACAAAGUUUCAACUAUCAUAAACUAUUGUUAUCUCACUAAUUAGCAUGAUUGUAAAUCAGGCAUAAAAUAAAUCUGGUGAUUAUUGUUAUAAAUUCUUGUUCAUUGAUAAAUAAUAAUAAGGCCCAGCUAUGAGUGAGAGACCACAGCCACUGAAGGCCAUCAAUAGGCUGUUUGAUGGGAAAGAACCAUGGCAAAUUGUAACAAUGACAGCAUCUUCAGUUUUGGCGCUUGUAUGGGCUCACAGUAUUUACAAUGCUAAAGAAGGACCCACCACGAGGUUGCGCAAGGAAUUCUUCAGAUGGCUCAGACGUGUGCCCAUUGUCAGGCGCAAAAUCGAGGAGAAGAUGUUGGAGAUACAGAGGGACUUCAAGAAUGAUGUCUCGAAACGUCUGGCUGGCGUCAACAUAAAUAGAGAGCUACCCGAGCAUGGGCUGUCUUCAGAUCGAGUCAUUGAGGAGAUAAGGGACCAUUUGAGUUUAGGCACGUGCGACUGGAAGAGCGGCAACGUUUCGGGCGCGGUGUACCAUACGUGCGAGGACAUCAGCCGCGUUGCGUGCGACGCGUACGCACUUACUGCGUACACCAACCCGCUGCAUGCGGACGUGUUCCCGGGCAUCAACAAGAUGGAGGCGGAGAUCGUGCGCAUGGCCAUCAACCUGUUCCACGGAGACGACGAAUGCUGCGGCACGGUGACAACGGGCGGUACAGAGUCGAUCAUGAUGGCCUGCAAGGCGUUCCGAGACCUGGCUUACGAGCGCGGCGUCAGCAACCCUCAGAUGGUUGUGGCCACCACGGUUCACACCGCCUUCGACAAGGCGGCGCAAUACCUGGGCAUCUCCGUGAGGACCGUGCCCGUGUCUCCGGAUACCUUGAUGAUGGACAUCGAUGCUGUCAAGAAGGCGAUUAGCAGAAGAACCUGUAUGAUCGUUGGCUCAGCCCCCAACUACCCGUAUGGCACGAUGGACGAUAUAAAGGCCCUGUCAGACAUAGCGCUAGAGUACGAGGUGCCGCUACACGUUGACGCAUGUCUCGGCGGCUUCAUAGCAGCCUUUAUGCCUCGCGCGGGCUAUCCCAUACCUGUGUUCGACUUUAGGCUGCCUGGAGUUGCCAGCAUAUCUGCGGAUACGCAUAAGUACGGAUUCGCACCGAAAGGCACGUCGGUGAUCCUGUACCGUCGGCCCGAGUACCGCCACUGCCAGUACACCGUGUCCACUGAGUGGCCCGGGGGCGUCUACGGGUCCCCUACAGUCAACGGAAGUCGCGCCGGCGGGCUUAUAGCAGCCUGUUGGGCCACCAUGAUGUUCAUCGGUACGGAGCGCUACGUACAGAUGUGUGGCGAGAUACUGGCCACCACCACCUAUAUAUACGACCAACUCAGCAAAAUUGACGGGAUCUUCAUAUUCGGCAAGCCGGCGACAACAGUGGUGGCAUUUGGCUCCAAACAGUUCGACAUAUUCAAGAUGGCGGAACUGUUGCACAAGAAGGGGUGGAGUCUGAACGCGUUGCAGUUUCCCUCGGGGAUCCACAUCUGCGUGACUCACGCACACACGGCGGCCGGCGUCAAGGAGCGGUUCGUGUCGGACGUGAGCGCCGUGGCUCGCGAGUGCCUGCAAGCCGGCGGGGGACCUGUCGAGGGAAAGAUGGCAAUAUACGGCGUCGCCCAAAGCAUAUCGGACAGAAGUCUUGUGUCCGACAUUACGAAGCACUUCAUAGACUCCACAUACUAUCUGCCCAAACAACAGGACCUAGAAAUGAACGGCAAAUAGAUUUCUCUAUAUAAUAUUUUUUCUAUUACUAAGGGCUAGUUUUUGUAGGUAGAAAAAUAAAAUUAUGAUAUAUAAAGGUCAUACCUCAUUAGAGCCACCUAGCAACGGUCCCGUCCGCGAGGCCGCUUCGCCUCGUGCCAAUAGUAAGUAGUAGUAACAGGCGUCUGUCACGGCGCUUUUUAGGAACGAACAUAUACAUACUGGCGCGGGGAUCCUCGAGGCCAUCGGUUGUCAAUAGCUUACAACAAGGGGCGUGCCGCUUUUAUUCAAACCAUUUAGAAGCAUAAAAAUAAUUAUAUUGAACAAACGUAAAUAUUACACCUAAUAAUGAAAAUAUUAAAAAUAGCACGUUGUAAAAUAGCUUUGGCCCUUUGAGGUCGCUUACAGCCACCAUAGCUAAUUGUCGUAAAUAUGUCCUGUUGUCUUUUUCGCACGCCACAGCUCUGAAUUAAAUACCCAAGUAACAACCCUGAAUAAUUACGAAUAAGUCGUGGUUUGUGUAUAAUAAAUACAUUGAAAACUAGUUAACGCGUUUUAGCUGCGAACAGAUCAUGAUUUAAAAUUAAUGACCUUUAAGCAAAUGAAUUUUAUGUACACUCCCCUUUACUCUGUACGGGCGAUAUCGCGGUACUACGGUACGGGUGGCGGGUGGCUUUAAUGAGCUCUGACCUUAAAGAUAACUUAUGAUAACGGGCAUUUUAUCAACCCUUUUCUAGGUUUUUAUUUUUGCCAUUUUUGACGUAGAAUAUGUUACGCGCUCAUGAUAUUGAUGCGACUAAUGAGCCAACAUUUACAGUGUCAAAGUUUUCUACAAGUUUAUAGCUUUUUAUCUUUCAUUUUAAAAUGUAAACUUUUUACACGCUUUUUAUUAGCUUCACCUGUAUGUUUGUUUGUUUGUAACCGACUCGUUUGGGCGCGAUUUUGACUCACUUUAAUCGGCCAGACUUUGUUAAAUUUGUUAAUCGUAGAUUUAUCGAAAACCGAUGACAAUAUAUUAAUUUGAUAAAAUUAGUCCAUUUCUCAAUUUGCAAAAUUAGAUUUUUUUUUUAAUAGAUAUAAUUUUCAUCCAUAAUCUUAAAGGCAGGAAUUGGCGUUAUUUUUAAAUUUCAAAAUAAAACAAAUAGGUUUUCUAUAAAAAGCGUGCUUUUUUAAUUUUUUUUUACUACUAUUUAUUAGACUAUGUGACUGUUGCAAGCGUUUACUUCCCGUUAGCAACAUGGUGUAGAAAGGUAAUAAUAAUAGCACUUAAGACGUUUGUUAGGCUAAGUAGAUAAUUAAUUUUCUUUAAAUGAAUAUGAUAUGGUGCUAUGGUCGCAUUUAAUAAUAUUUUAUUAUAAUAUUGUACACUGUCUUAAAUCAAAUAGAGACUUUGUUUCUUAAACCAAAUAAAUUAAUGGCAAUACAAGAGACUUCCUUUGAUGCACCUUAAGCGUUACAAUCUCGCAAACUUUCUUUCACUCUACCAAAAUAUUUAACAGGUUAAUCUAAUUAACUACUUAAGGUAUUAAAUUAGCUUAAAUCUUAUGCUUCAUAAUGUUGGUUAUAAAUUAAAUUUGUAAUUGUAACAUUUGUGAACGAUGCGGGACUCGAAUGCGCCACCUCUCGGGUUCCGGGUUCUGUUGGUUAUAAAUUUAAUUUGUAUAAUUAAUCCCAAAAGUGAGGAGUUUCAGUUUAAUAUAACAACUUGUGUAACUACAUGUUCUUUCACUUCUUAUUCUUUUUCUUACAUAAGGUAUAAUUCUGCGGUGUUUCUAUUGAAAAUAUUAAUUUCAUAACCCGCGAGGUGCUACACAAGCUGCACGAUAUACCACAAGAAAGGUAAUUUAACAGACUAUAAAAGUAAGAAUAUUUAAUUUUAAAACUUUAUCUGUGUAAAUACGACAAACCGUCAAAAUGCGGUCAGCCAUUUAGCCCUACUUUAAACGAAAUUUGUUUAAAUUACGCAGUAUCUAUUGUUUAUGUAAUCUAACAAAGCGCUAGUUUAAUAACAAACGCGUUGACGUUCGUUUUUAUAAACAAGCCGAAACACUUCAAAAGCAAUAAAUUUUAUUGUAACACGAGCCCGUUGAAAUUGGCGUCGGUAAUGCGCGGCUUAAGACGGGAAUGUACGCCACACGCUUUGUGGCAGCUUAGCCAGUGACGGGAUAAUUGAUAUUUCAUAAAACCAGACCUGUCAAAUUUACCUACUAAUAAAAAUUACAAAAUAUAAAAAAAAUAACAUUUUAUGAAUUAUGUAACGAAAUAAAAACUAUGCUUAAAGCAUUUUGUACGAUGUGAUACGACGUAAAGAUGUGAUAAUUUUAAUCCAUAUUUCUGUUUAAUUUUGUAAAGGAUUUAAUAUAUAUGUACUCUUGCAUGAUAUUUAUUAUAUCAAAAUAUUACAUAAACAUAUUUUGUUUGUAAUACGGUUUUAAAAAAGUAUUUUAAAUAAAUAAAACAGAAUUUAAA